CCGAGCGCAGGGGGUGGCGGGGGCGACCCGAAGGGCGCGGGAUCCCAAGGAGACAGAGAGGACGAGAGCCGGACGCGGAUCCCGGGAGCGGCGGGGGCGCUAGGGGGGGGGGAGCCUGGGCGCACCUGGAGGGGACAGUAGGGUGGUCUGGACAUGGAGCUGGAGCUUUAGGGGGACAGGAGCCCGAAAUGGGUGAGACUGGAGAGCUGCGGGGGUCGGGUGAGGGCUGGUAACCUGGACGAUCCGGAGGUGACAAGUUCGGAGGUAGGUUGAGAAGGACGGUGAGCCAGGGAAAGGGGUUCCAGGGGAGAGAUUAGGGGUGGUCAGAUGGUAGAGGACAGCUGGGCGGGGAUCUAGAGCCAGGUGAAGAGCGGGCUGGGCGGGGAUCCAUAGGCCUUGGGCAGGUGGACUGGCAUCUGGAGCUGGUGUCCAGAGCAGCUGGACCCCAGUGGGGCCGUAUCAGGGGUGAGACUGGCACAGGCUUAGGAGAGGCAAGAGGAUUCAGGGAGGGGACCUAGGCCAAGUCAGUGCAGUGUCCCCCAUGGGGGAAGCCCCUCCCGGGGGUUGCCAGAGCCAUGCUGUCCCGAAAGGGCAUUAUCCCGGAGGAAUAUGUGCUGACCCGGCUGGCAGAGGACCCUGCAGAGCCCAGGUACCGAGCCCGGGAGAGAAGGGCCCGCUUCGUGUCCAAGAAAGGCAACUGCAACGUCGCCCACAAGAACAUUCGGGAGCAGGGCCGCUUCCUGCAGGAUGUGUUCACCACGCUGGUGGACCUCAAGUGGCCCCAUACGCUGCUCAUCUUCACCAUGUCCUUCCUGUGCAGCUGGCUGCUCUUUGCCAUGGUCUGGUGGCUCAUCGCCUUUGCCCACGGUGACCUGGCCCCCAGCGAGGGCACCACUGUGCCCUGUGUUACCAGCAUCCACUCCUUUUCAUCUGCCUUCCUUUUCUCCAUCGAGGUCCAGGUGACCAUUGGCUUUGGCGGGCGCAUGGUGACAGAAGAAUGUCCCCUGGCCAUCCUGAUCCUCAUCAUGCAGAAUAUCGUGGGGCUCAUGAUCAACGCCAUUAUGCUGGGCUGCAUCUUCAUGAAGACUGCCCAGGCCCACCGGAGGGCGGAGACCCUCAUCUUCAGCAAACACGCGGUGAUCACCCUGCGUCAUGGCCGCCUCUGCUUCAUGCUGCGCGUGGGUGACCUCCGCAAAAGUAUGAUCAUCAGCGCCACCAUCCACAUGCAGGUGGUGCGCAAGACCACCAGCCCCGAGGGCGAGGUGGUGCCCCUGCACCAGGUGGACAUCCCCAUGGAGAAUGGCGUGGGUGGGAACAGCAUCUUUCUGGUGGCCCCGCUCAUCAUCUACCACGUCAUUGACUCCAACAGUCCGCUCUACGACUUGGCACCUAGUGACUUGCAUCACCACCAGGACCUGGAGAUCAUUGUCAUCCUGGAAGGCGUGGUAGAAACCACUGGCAUUACCACCCAGGCACGCACCUCCUACCUAGCUGACGAGAUUCUUUGGGGGCAGCGCUUUGUCCCCAUUGUGGCCGAGGAGGAUGGGCGCUAUUCGGUGGACUACUCCAAAUUUGGUAACACUGUUAAAGUGCCCACACCACUCUGCACAGCCCGCCAGCUUGAUGAGGAUCGCAGCCUGCUGGAUGCCCUGACCCUCGCCUCAGCCCGUGGGCCCUUGCGCAAGCGCAGUGUGGCUGUGGCCAAGGUCAAGCCCAAGUUUAGCAUCUCACCGGAUUCCCUGUCCUGAGUUGCAUUCCCUCAGGACCCCCACUCACUUAUGCGGGCAUACGGAGAGUGCCCUAUGGUACGUAGAGUGGAUGGAGUGUGAGCUCCCUCACCAAGCGAGGGUCUGGUGUGAGGCUGGACCCUACUCAGUUCAGCCCCUCUGCUGCUCUGUGCCCAGAGUGUUACACGGCACUUGUCACUAUGCUAUUUCUGGCCUCAGCAGGAGCCUGUACUGGGUUAUUUUUGUUGCUGCUCCUCCCAGCCCCAGCUCAGAACCGGCUUACCCUUAUCUCUCUGCCCUAGGUUGGGGAGGCUGUAGGAGGUCUGGAGCCCCUAAAGCUGGGUCUCCAGCCAGUCUUGGCCCCCACAAUCAUCCUGUUAGGACAGAUAACUGGGGAAAAGCAAUCUCCAGGCUGAAGGUGGCUAUUGCUCUGUUUCUAUACACACUAAGAAAUACCUGGCCAGGCCCAGGCCCUGCUUAGUCCUUGAGAAAGUGAUGGGCUAAAGAAUCCUGCCAGCCAGGAAGGCAGAGGGUGAGUGCAUGGGAGCUGAGGGGCCUAUCUAGGCAGGGCAGAAUGAGGUGGUAGCCUAGGCCCCCCUCCAUGGAGCAGGCUUGGUCACAGAGUGGGGCAAAGUGGGAGGGGAAUCACAGGAGAGCCUGUUGGUCCCUGCUCAGGCUCAGUGAGCAGGAGAUGGGCCAAGGCCAUGGCCCUUCAGCCUGGACACCAGCCUGAGAGACUGAGAGAGAGAGAGAGAGAGAGAGAGAGAAACCAUAAUCUGGGACUGCUGCUCCCAUUCUGUUCCUACCCUGGAACUGAGGGUAGGGUGCUGGGCAGACACUGGUAUUCUUGGUUGAAAGGCUGAGAAAGGUCCUAUGCCUGCCAUACAAGAUGAGCUCCCGACAAAACUGCUCCUGGCUCCUCAUGGGUAGCUGUGAGUCACUUUGUCCAGAGGAUGCUGAUGGGUGAGGUUGGGAUGCCUGGGUUGUUGGAAUACAAGAUAAUGGAAAGUUCAGUCUGGUGGGGGGAAGGGAGGUUCCCCGAGGCAAAGAGGCCCCUGGGCUUGACCCAAGCUUAAAUUCUCAGAGCAGGGCUGUGUGUCCUUGCCCAGAACUCUGCUUCCGCAUUGUCAAUAAAGCCUCCCAUUCGACAACCUGAGCUCUGGGCUGUUCUUCUGGGGAGGAGGGGGCACGCUGCUGGAAAAAGAUGGCGCUGGUAUCUGCCACCCAACAUUCGAGGAGCCAUGGCCCUGGCAGGGGGGACAGGACAGAGACCCAGGCUGGUCCUUUCCUCACCUCAGGGGGACUUCACCCCUCCACCUCAAGUGUCCCCCACUCAGCCUUUGAACAUCCAUCAGAUAUCAUAGCCCAGGGCCUGGCCUCCCUCCUGAGGCCUUCCUAGAAAGGUGAGGUACCCAAGGGGAGGCUUGGAGAUGUCAUAGGCAUUACUUAGGGUCUUGAUAGGUUCAAAUCCUGACUCCAGCCAUAUGACUGUUGUCUCAUCCAUGUUAAUAGUCCCUACCUCAUUGACUGUCUCUGGAGCAGGUGAAAGCACAUGUAACAUGCUUCAGAAGUGCCUGGUCUAUAACAAGUACUCAAUAAAUGUUAACUGUUGUGAAUGC
This is a messenger RNA of Nannospalax galili (Upper Galilee mountains blind mole rat), 3346 nucleotides long. It is a transcript of the gene Kcnj11, whose product is annotated as potassium voltage-gated channel subfamily J member 11. Gene Ontology annotation, biological process: potassium ion import across plasma membrane; regulation of monoatomic ion transmembrane transport. The record is from RefSeq and is a predicted model, not a curated record. NCBI's taxonomy places the organism in Eukaryota, Metazoa, Chordata, Mammalia, Rodentia, Spalacidae. The transcript has a single exon. Gene Ontology annotation, cellular component: plasma membrane. Bases 576 to 1748 code for a protein of 390 amino acids. Gene Ontology annotation, molecular function: ATP-activated inward rectifier potassium channel activity.